Telopea speciosissima is the source of this 1973-nucleotide messenger RNA. RefSeq names its product T-complex protein 1 subunit beta-like. The record is from RefSeq and is a predicted model, not a curated record. Gene Ontology annotation, cellular component: cytosol; chaperonin-containing T-complex. The transcript has 12 exons. Gene Ontology annotation, biological process: protein folding. Bases 243 to 1826 code for a protein of 527 amino acids. Gene Ontology annotation, molecular function: ATP binding; ATP hydrolysis activity; ATP-dependent protein folding chaperone. Lineage: Eukaryota; Viridiplantae; Streptophyta; Magnoliopsida; Proteales; Proteaceae.
UGUCACAGAAAGCUCCAGCGCUGUACUACGGAAAACACUAGACUUCGGCGGGGCCAUUUGGGUAAAACAAUUCAAACCCUAACAAGUUACAACCAUAUCGAUCGUCUCCUUCGACAGAUCGACUUCCAACUCCCCGUCUCGCCUCCUCUGGGAACUCAGAUUAUUCACUUAGAGGUGUGGUUUUCGUAUCCGGAUUAAUUGGGGCUGCUGCUUUCAGGCUACCUCUGUUCUCUUUCUUUCUCAUGGCAAUUGACAGGCUGUUUAAAGAUGAAGCUACUGAAGAGAAAGGGGAGCGUGCUAGAAUGGCAUCCUUCAUUGGUGCUAUGGCAAUUGCCGAUGUUGUGAAGACCACGUUGGGACCAAAAGGGAUGGAUAAAAUCCUACAAUCGACAGGCCGGGGCCGCAGCGUGACUGUUACUAAUGAUGGUGCUACCAUUCUGAAGUCGCUUCAUAUUGACAACCCAGCUGCCAAAGUGCUUGUGGAUAUCUCAAAAGUUCAGGAUGAUGAAGUUGGUGAUGGGACAACAUCAGUUGUUGUUUUAGCUGGAGAGCUUCUUAGGGAGGCUGAAAAGUUGGUUGCAACAAAGAUCCAUCCAAUGACAAUAAUUUCAGGUUAUAGGAUGGCUGCUGAAUGUGCACGUGAUGCUUUGUUGAAGAAGGUCAUGGAUAAUAAAGAGGAUGCAGAGAAAUUUAAAUCCGACUUGAUGAAGAUUGCAAUGACAACUUUGAGUUCUAAAAUACUUUCUCAGGACAAGGAACACUUUGCAAAACUUGCCGUGGAAGCUGUUAUGAGGCUUAAGGGAAGCACAAACUUAGAGUCCAUCCAAAUCAUUAAGAAGCCAGGAGGAUCCUUGACGGAUUCAUUUCUAGAUGAAGGGUUUAUCCUUGACAAGAAGAUAGGCAUUGGCCAACCAAAACGUAUAGAAAAUGCUAAGAUUUUAGUUGCAAACACUGCAAUGGAUACGGACAAAGUAAAGAUCUAUGGAGCACGUGUUCGUGUUGAUUCGAUGUCAAGGGUUGCAGAGAUUGAAGAGGCUGAAAAGGGGAAAAUGAGAGAAAAGGUUCAAAAGAUUAUAGCUCAUGGGAUUAACUGCUUUGUAAAUAGACAGUUGAUUUACAAUUUCCCAGAGGAACUCUUUGCAGAUGCUGGAAUCCUUGCUAUUGAGCAUGCUGAUUUUGAUGGGAUAGAGCGCUUGGGUCUUGUAACUGGUGGUGAAAUCGCUUCAACAUUUGACAAUCCAGAGUCGGUUAAACUUGGCCAUUGCAAGCUCAUUGAAGAAAUUAUGAUUGGUGAAGACAAGUUGAUUCACUUCUCUGGGGUUGAGUUGGGCCAAGCAUGUACCAUAGUAUUAAGAGGCGCAAGCUUUCACGUGCUUGAUGAGGCUGAAAGGUCUCUGCAUGAUGCCUUAUGUGUGCUGUCACAAACAGUCAUUGACAGCAGGGUUUUGCUUGGCGGUGGGUGGCCUGAGAUGGUGAUGGCAAAGGAAGUGGAUGAGCUGGCUCGGAAGACUCCUGGUAAAAAGUCUCAUGCUAUAGAGGCUUUCUCCCGGGCUCUCCAGGCCAUCCCUACAAUCAUUGCAGACAAUGCAGGUUUGGAUAGUGCAGAUUUGGUUGCUCAGCUCCGUGCAGAGCAUCACAAGGAGGGGAGCACUGCUGGCAUUGAUGUCAUCACUGGAGCUGUGGGAGACAUGGAGAAGCUUGGGAUAUCAGAGGCAUUUAAAGUGAAACAAGCUGUGCUGCUGUCUGCAACUGAAGCUACGGAGAUGAUACUCAGAGUUGAUGAAAUUAUUACUUGUGCCCCUAGGAGAAGAGAAGAUAGAAUGUAAUGGUCGGUGCGCAAUCAUGUGGUGUUUAGAAACUUGUUUAUUACGAUUGUAUUAUUAACAAGUGAUUUGGGUUGAAGAGGAUGGCUGGGCGCAUGUGGUAAUUUGGAUCAUUCUAGGGAAUGUGAGGUUUCAUGUUUUUGGGUUUGA